Paramacrobiotus metropolitanus is the source of this 939-nucleotide messenger RNA. RefSeq lists its product as uncharacterized. The record is from RefSeq and is a predicted model, not a curated record. The coding region runs from base 76 to 726 and encodes 216 amino acids. The transcript has 4 exons. Lineage: Eukaryota; Metazoa; Tardigrada; Eutardigrada; Parachela; Macrobiotidae.
CAUUCUGAAGAUUUAUCUGGUUCACUUCCUCUUUCCGCACGAAACACAUUGUUUACAUUUUAAGAAACUGGUAGAAUGCAUCACAGCGUGGCGCUCACUGUAUUGGUUUUCUGCUUGUCAGGGUACGGACUAGUACAUUGCGAUGAUCCCUCGGUAAAUGGCAACGGAAAUGCCGGUUCUUCAGGGCAGAACGACCCCUCUUCGCUGGAUAUAUUCGGACGGUUUAGCACCUUCUCGGCUCUGUUCUCGGCUUUGUUCGCCAACAACGGAACCUCCAUGACCUUUAACGUUAUUCCCAAACCGAGUCCAGGAGAUCAGCCGAAUCCAAGCAGCCCCGGUGAUUUCUGUCAAGCUACGUUGAUUCCCAACGCGGGACCGUUCUACCCAAAAACCUGUACCGAAAUCGUUUUCACCGUUGUCACCACAGGUUGUCCAUCGUAUCGGGCAUUCUACCAGAUGUCGGGACUUCCAUGUGCCCAGAUGCUGGGUGACGGAUCCGUUGCCUUCAGUCCGGAAAAGUAUGGCCAGUGCAUUGUGGGACCGGGUAUCGUCUACAACGGCAGAGUAUUUGGAAUGGACACCGAAACCAAAUCCACCUUCGCUGAUUACCAAAUCACGGUUGAUACCACCAACCUGCAGAACGGGUGUGGUGGAGUUCCCCAGGAGGCUACAACGGACAGUUUCCCAGUUCCGGAUCCGGUAAUUUCGCCGGCACAAGACUACUAGGUUCGCCCAACGCCGUCACUUGUCAGCGAUACGGGGAAACCGUAUCCGUUUUGGAAAAAUGCUUCGGAUUUAAACUUGCAAGCGGAUAUAUUGUGAAGAUGCUCUACCAUUUUCAGAUAUUGUGAAAACUGUCGUGUGGGAAAUGCAAACUCAACGUCAUCGUAAUGCUAAAGCUAGCCUAGCUGUAAGAACAAAACAUGAAAAUACACUGAA